GAAUUAUUGAGUUCUUGCCAUAGAUUUGCCUUCUCCUCAUGUGACUUAAUUAAACUCUUCCUUUUCCAAGGCUUUGGACUCUUUGACAUUUCUGCCUCACUAACAGAGGAUAAAAUCGAUGAUGUGAUGGACAAGCCACACAAGAAAUACAGAUGUGGACUACAGGCUUCCAAAGAAUUGAACUUGCUGAGGCUCUGUGCCAGACAUUGGAAAUAUCUGAGAUGUUAAGAGGAACUGGUAACAUCUGAACAUAACAAACGAAACAAGCAAACUCUUGCACCAUUACUACCACCACAUUUUACACAAGGAAUGUCACUGUACAUGGUUUCCAAGCAGGCUAAAAAGAAAAAGAGCUGAUUAGACCUCAGACUGCCUACUGAACGUGAUGACGGCCACCGCUGCAGUGGAAACAUCAAAAAUGAAGAAGAGUGCCUCCAAGGAAGAGAAGCAGCAGCCUAAGCAAGACAGCACAGAACAGGGUAAUGCUGAUUCUGAAGAGUGGUUGAGCUCUGAGAGUGACCCUGAACAGAUGAUCCUUAAAAGUAGCAGCAAUGACAACAGUUGCCAACUUGGAAAUGUUCAGUUGAAGAAGAAGGAGAUCCCCUCUAAGCCACACCGCCAGCUAUGUAGAUCACCCUGCCUAGAUCAUCCAAGCUUCUCCCAGAGCAGCAUUCUACAGGAUGGGAAGCUUGACUUGGAAAAAGAAUACCAAGCCAAGAUGGAUUUUGCUUUAAAGCUGGGCUAUGCAGAGGAACAGAUUCAAUCAGUACUGAACAAGCUGGGUCCAGAAUCACUUAUUAAUGAUGUAUUGGCAGAGCUUGUCAGACUUGGGAACAAAGGUGAUUUGGAAGGUCAGGUCAACUUGAGUCUGUUAGUGCCUCGGGGGCCCAGCUGCAGAGAGAUUGCAAGCCCUGAACUGUCUCUUGAAGAUGAAAUAGACAACAGUGACAAUUUAAGGCCAGUUGUCAUAGAUGGAAGUAAUGUGGCAAUGAGCCAUGGGAAUAAAGAAGAGUUCUCCUGCAGAGGAAUACAACUUGCCGUGGAUUGGUUUCUAGAUAAAGGCCAUAAAGAUAUUACUGUAUUUGUGCCUGCAUGGAGAAAGGAGCAAUCCCGCCCUGAUGCACCAAUUACAGAUCAAGAUAUCCUACGUAAACUGGAGAAGGAAAAGAUUCUUGUCUUCACACCAUCCCGCAGGGUCCAGGGCAGGAGAGUUGUUUGCUACGAUGAUCGGUUCAUAGUCAAACUGGCUUUUGAUUCUGAUGGCAUCAUUGUAUCCAAUGAUAACUACCGAGACCUUCAAGUCGAAAAGCCAGAAUGGAAGAAGUUUAUUGAGGAGCGGUUGCUGAUGUAUUCUUUUGUGAAUGACAAAUUUAUGCCUCCAGAUGAUCCUUUAGGACGCCAUGGCCCAAGCCUUGAAAACUUCUUAAGAAAGAGACCUGUUGUUCCUGAGCAUAAGAAGCAACCAUGCCCUUAUGGCAAAAAAUGCACCUACGGCCACAAGUGCAAAUACUACCAUCCAGAGCGGGCCAACCAACCCCAGCGUUCAGUGGCUGAUGAGCUCCGCAUCAGUGCCAAACUGUCCACAGUGAAAACCAUGAGUGAAGGCACCCUAGCCAAGUGUGUCACGGGGCUGUCUAGUGCCAAAGCUGAGAUAACCUCAGAAGUCAAACGUGUGGCCCCCAAGCGCCAGUCAGAGCCCAGCAUCCGGUCCAUGGCUGUGGAGCCUGAGGAAUGGCUGUCCAUUGCCCGUAAGCCUGAGGCCAGCUCUGUCCCCUCACUUGUGACUGCUUUAAGUGUCCCCACAAUCCCACCCACCAAAAGCCAUGCAGUGGGUGCACUCAACACCCGUUCAGCCAGUAGCCCAGUGCCAGGAUCCUCUCAUUUUUCCCACCAGAAGUCCUCGUUGGAACACAUGACCAGCAUGCAGUACCCCCCAAUCCUGGUUACCAACAGCCAUGGGACCCCUAUUAGCUAUGCUGAGCAAUACCCGAAGUUUGAGUCCUUGGGGGACCACGGCUACUAUUCGAUGUUAGGCGACUUCUCCAAAUUGAACAUCAACAGCAUGCAUAAUCGAGAGUACUACAUGGCUGAAGCAGACCGGGGCCUGUAUGCCCGGAAUCCCAACCUCUGUCCUGACAAUCGUAUGAGCCAUACCAGGAAUGACAACUAUUCCUCUUACAACAACCUGUAUUUGGCUGUAGCAGAUGCUCAUCCUGAAGGCAGUUUGAAGCUGCAUCGCUCAGCAUCUCAGAACCAUCUUCAGCCUUUUCCUCAUGGUUACCAUGAAGCCUUAACUCGAGUGCAGAGCUAUGGCCCAGAGGAUUCUAAGCAAAACCCCCACAAGCAGUCAGUCCCCCACUUAGUUCUGCAUGCCCAGCACCCAGCAACUGGAGCACGGUCCAGCUGUCCUGGAGACUAUCCUAUGCCUCCCAACAUUCAUGCUGGGGCAACUACCCAGCCAGGACGUGCUCUGGUGAUGACUCGGAUGGACAGCAUUUCUGAUUCCCGCCUCUAUGAGAGCAACCCCAUGAGGCAAAGACGACCUCCUCUGUGCCGGGAACAACAUGCCAGCUGGGACCCACUGCCCUGUGCAACGGACUCCUAUGGCUACCACUCCUAUCCCUUGAGUAACAACCUCAUGCAACCAUGCUAUGAGCCAGUCAUGGUACGGAGCGUUCCUGAAAAGAUGGAGCAACUUUGGAGGAAUCCUUGGGUUGGAAUGUGCAACGAUUCCAGGGAGUAUAUGAUCCCAGAACACCAGUAUCAGACCUACAAGAACCUCUGCAACAUUUUCCCUUCAAAUAUUGUCCUUGCAGUGAUGGAGAAGAAUCCCCACACUGCAGAUGCCCAGCAACUGGCAGCCUUGAUUGUUUCUAAGCUUAGAGCUGCACGUUGACAUGACAUAGGACUUAUUUCCUUCUAUGGAGAUAAAGAUGAUAUUAAUAAUGCACUAAUACUUUGAGAAUAUUAACUAAUAAUUUUGUGUUGUGCUUUACAAGUUACAGAGUUUAUGUC
Molecule: messenger RNA, 3015 nt
Organism: Vicugna pacos (alpaca)
Lineage: Eukaryota; Metazoa; Chordata; Mammalia; Artiodactyla; Camelidae
Gene: ZC3H12B
Product: zinc finger CCCH-type containing 12B
Cellular component (GO): nucleus; cytoplasmic ribonucleoprotein granule
Molecular function (GO): RNA endonuclease activity; metal ion binding; mRNA binding
Source: RefSeq, a predicted model, not a curated record